Molecule: messenger RNA, 678 nt
Organism: Fonsecaea nubica
Lineage: Eukaryota; Fungi; Ascomycota; Eurotiomycetes; Chaetothyriales; Herpotrichiellaceae
Exons: 4
Coding region: 1-678 (225 amino acids)
Source: RefSeq, a predicted model, not a curated record
AUGUCGUCAUUGGCGGAACUCCUGAGUGCCCAACCGCUAUUCGACGAAGAUGGUGACUGCAUCGAGGAAGACGAGGAGGUUGAGCCCGAAUAUGUCGACCUUGAGGAGUCCAGAAUGGAAGAAAGAUAUGCUACAACCAACGUCAAUAUGGAACGUUCUUCUGACUCCAUUGAAGAGCGAGGAGUCAAACAAAUACCAUUCAGAGCACCUACUACCGCGACCUUUCCUCCGCCUUUCCACAUCUCAUCCUGGGAUCGAGCAAGGGCAAAUCACGCUCAGUGUCCACGAAGCAAGCGACCAGACAUUCCCGAUGGCAUGAAGGCACUCCUCGACCUAGCUCUUGACGAGGGUAAAGAACUGCUUGUACAGCUAAAGCUCGGCCUCAACGAUGCACAGCACCACAUCUUCAAGACCCUCGCCGUCCGAGUCAGGAGAGAAUACGCUGCCGUCCAUCCAAAAUCCAAAUGGGCGGACAUCAAUGUAUCCUGGGGCGCCUUGCCUGUACGAGCGAAAGCCGACGUCAGACGUAUGAUGCUCAACCUAUGUAUUGAAGCGAACCUAUUCCCUCCUACCACCAAGCGAACUGUGAUAGCAGCUGGUAUCGAACACAGGAUACAUAUGGUGCGGCGCACCUGGCAGGAUACGAAAAAACGGUCGCCGAAAAGAAGCAGCGAUUGA